Messenger RNA from Spinacia oleracea (spinach), 1725 nucleotides. Its product is annotated as putative F-box/LRR-repeat protein At3g28410. The record is from RefSeq and is a predicted model, not a curated record. The coding region runs from base 739 to 1506 and encodes 255 amino acids. NCBI's taxonomy places the organism in Eukaryota, Viridiplantae, Streptophyta, Magnoliopsida, Caryophyllales, Amaranthaceae. The transcript is spliced from 3 exons.
AUUAAAGAAUACGGAGUAUGAUUUAUGUGUAGUAAAAAUGGUUACCUAGUACUCCUACUCCAGUACUCCGUAUAAGAUAUUGACCUCAUUGUACAUGUUUUUAAAAUUUGAAUUAGACAUCACGUAUUCACGUGCAUUUAGAUGUAGUUACAGCUGAAUCUAAUUUAUCGGGUUUGUAUUCUUCCGGAGGAUGGAGGGUCAUCACUUGGAAGUGGGGUUGGGGUAGUUCGAGGUUAGAGCGUAGUUUCAUUAUAAGGUAGUCUGCCUGAGUUUUUUUUUCUUUAUCAAAAAAAAAAAAACCAUAUUGUGUAUUUAUGAGGUCUCUCCAUUUCUUUCGUUGGUAAACGGUGAGUAAUUAAUUAACUCUUGUUGAAAGUUGAAUGGCCUCUUCGGUUAUUAUGUAUUUAAUCUCAAUAGAUCUGUAACUCUUGUUUUCAAGAACCCCUUAAACUUUACACAUUAAUUGUUUCAUACACAUUUCCAAUCUGCCAUGGAUGCAAAUGAGAAAGAGCUCAAUCAAAAUAACAAUUAUGAUAAAGACAGAAUCAGUGAUCUACCAGACUUGCUUCUUCAUCGAAUCUUGUCAUCCUUGGAUACCAAACUUGUUGUUCAAUCCUCAGUUUUUUCUACUAGAUGGAAACAUCUUUGGACCCAUAUCCCUUCUCUCAACUUUACCUUCUCUAAGGCGGAUUGUCCUCUUCCUUCGUCUUCGCCUUCUUAUGGAGUGAUUGACUAUUUAUGAAGUUUAGAGCAAAAAUACAGGAUGUUGAAUUCCAUGCCGAAACUUACAAUAUUUCCCAGCUUAUGGAGUUGCCAGAAUGCUUAUAUGUUACUCAAUCACUCAAGAAACUCCACCUCGGUAUUCCUUGUGUGAAUUUGUGGAAUGCUACGGGUUUCCUUGCAUUGAAAGAGUUGCGGCUUCACGGUCUUUCUUCUGAUAUCCCACAGAUUAUCAGUCCCGACUUUUUUUCAAAAUGUCCUGCUUUGGAAAAUUUGAGUUUCUCUGAUUGCAGACUAUGUUUUUUGGUUCUGACAAUAUCAGCUCCCAUGCUUAAGAAACUGGAGAUAUUCAACUCGUCUUUUGAUCAGGUUGUAGUUUCGUCACCCCUGCUUACUAGCUUCAAUUUCGAAGGCAGUGAUCCUAUAAACUUGUUUAUGGAUGAUAAAUGUAUGUUGGAAGAAGUAGACAUAAAUGUCAAAGCAGAUGGCAGAGAUGAAGAAAAUAAGGCCACUCAGCUUCUUGGAAUGCUCAAGGAGCUAGCUAACGCCAAAUAUGUUGUUGUGUCCUUGGACACUCUCAAGGUGCUUUCUGCAGCCCGUAACAGACUUAAAAGUGAGCCAUCACCCUUUCCUUUCUUAAAGGCCUUAAAACUGAAAACUGAUUGGUCAAUGACUAGAGAUGGAUGGGAUUUUCUGUUGAAAGAUUCGGCAUCAGAAGUUGAGACAUCGAUUCAAUUACCAUUUCCUUUGCCAAGGUUAACAAGAAAGCGCUUCAGGACAUUUUAGAGCUGCUUUUUCUCCUACCCAGUAGCUCAAUGCAAGACUAUAAUGUGUAUUGAAUCCUGUAUGGCAACUAUCUGAUUAAAUGUAACAGGAGGAAGAGUUUAGAUUUUUUUGGCAUUUUAGCCUGCUUCUCACUGACAGAUUUAAGUGACAAAGAUAAGCUGCUAAAAUUCAUUUCCGCGUUAAGAAUUUAAUUGCACUUUAGUCUGCUUUGCAUCAUGA